AUGUUCGUUUCAAUGAUAGUCCACAUUGAUGAGUUAAUCGAGGACCCUACAAUUCACACAAAGCAUUGUUCGGUCUGUUGCUACAUUUCUAUCCCACGCACGAUGAGUCGGUGUACAUUGGAACACGGUAGCUGUGGACGAACCGAUCGUGUAGCAGACAACGAUCAAGAUAAAGAGCCAACAUGCCCGUCGAAAGAUAUUGCCAACGAAUAUACUGUCUUCCGGACAAGAAGUGGGCCUUGCUGUCUCCCGGAAAAGAGGAUGAAGCUUCAAGGGCCCAUACCAACGAUCAUGGUUAUAGAGAGUUUGGCCGAAACCACCUGUAUUAGUUACAUCCCAGCUUCCCGCGUUAUUAUAGGUCGAACUCUGAACAUGCAAAAAGCGGACGCUUGUCACAUCCUGCAUUCCACUCAAUUGAACCCUUUCACAUUGGAGUAA
Molecule: messenger RNA, 438 nt
Organism: Histoplasma mississippiense
Lineage: Eukaryota; Fungi; Ascomycota; Eurotiomycetes; Onygenales; Ajellomycetaceae
Exons: 4
Coding region: 1-438 (145 amino acids)
Source: RefSeq, a predicted model, not a curated record